AUGAUUCAAUAAUCAGAAUAACAAAUGACCAAAAAAAUCAAUGUAAUAAUUUAUGGAAGAUGCGAGUCUGGUAAAACUGAACUAUUGAAGGCGUUAAAAAAAGAAAAUUUAAAAUUUAAUAAUUAAUUAUAUCAGGAAGAUUCAGAUGAGGAGAUUGAUGAAGAAGAAGCUAUGGAUAAAUUCGAAUCUGAUUUAUAUUCUUCUUAAGUUACUCGUUGUUCAUUUAGUUCAGAGAAUUACAAUAUUUAUUUUGAAGAGUCAAAAAUCGUUUAUUCUGAUGUUUUAAUGAAAGCAUAAAAUUUUGAAGUUUUGAUGUUUCUGUUCAAUGCUAAAAAGGGAGUCUUUGAAAAUCAAAUAGACAAUAGUUUCUUUUUUAAUUUUGAUGCUGUGAAAUUGCUUAAACAAAAUUACAAAGUCAUCUUUGCUAUCACUAAUAUGAAUAGUUGCAAUUGGAGCAAAGAGAGAUUCGAUUUUAUCCAAAAUACAUUGUAAUCCUUAAUUACUAAUUUAUAAUAUACUGUAAUUCCUAUUGAUUCUAAAUCAUUCACUAACAUAUCCAAAAUAGAAUGUUAAUGGUAUUAAGGUAAGUCUUUGAUAGAAGAGAUUACUUCUACUAAAUUGAAUAAUUUUCAAGAUAUAUUGAGAAUUAGAAUAUUAGAUGUAUCAAAUAGAUGUAAUUCAGCUUAUGAGUGUAAAGUUUUAAGUGGACAACUAAAAUAAAUAGAAAAUCCAUUAAAUUUGAACUCUACACUGUAAAAAACUAGUGUUUAGGUUAUUAGAGUUAUGGAUUCGAUUGAUAAUGAAUAAUCCAAUAUUUCUUAAAACGAUUUGAUAUAAGUAAAGCUACCUUACUUACUAAUUUUAGAUUUAAGUAGAUCAAAAUACAAAACUGAAAAUUGGAGAUGUUUUAUCACUUCCACAUUAUACGUCUUGUUUUCUUAGUAAAGAGAUGUUAGUUGA
Molecule: messenger RNA, 960 nt
Organism: Paramecium tetraurelia
Lineage: Eukaryota; Ciliophora; Oligohymenophorea; Peniculida; Parameciidae
Exons: 1
Biological process (GO): translation
Molecular function (GO): GTPase activity
Source: RefSeq, a predicted model, not a curated record